Thunnus maccoyii (southern bluefin tuna) is the source of this 7105-nucleotide messenger RNA. RefSeq names its product G protein-coupled receptor 185 b (gene gpr185b). Gene Ontology annotation, biological process: G protein-coupled receptor signaling pathway. The transcript is spliced from 2 exons. The coding region runs from base 108 to 1175 and encodes 355 amino acids. Gene Ontology annotation, molecular function: G protein-coupled receptor activity. The record is from RefSeq and is a predicted model, not a curated record. Gene Ontology annotation, cellular component: membrane. Lineage: Eukaryota; Metazoa; Chordata; Actinopteri; Scombriformes; Scombridae.
GAAUAUUUAAAUAACAUCUUUAGACGCGUAAAGUGGAGGAUAAAGGACAAGAGAGGUAUCCUGGUUUACUGCAGGGGGGAAGAAGAAGAAGAAGACACGGAGCUGCUAUGAUUCUCUCCUUGGCCGCAGUGGCAGCCAUGAGUAGCGGCAGCGGUAGCAGCCUCAACUCCUCCUCCCCCCUCGACCCCUUCGACUCCUCCACUUCCUGGAGCCUCUCGGAGGACCCCUCCAACUCCUCCUCUGAACCCGUCGUGCGAACUCUGACCCCUGACCUCCAGCCAGCGACCAACGCCAUCGCUGUCGAGGGAGUCAGCCCCUGGGAUAUUGCGCUCUGCGUGACUGGGACGCUCAUCUCCUGCGAGAACGCUCUGGUGAUCGCCGUGCUGUUCUACACGCCGACGCUACGCGCUCCCAUGUUCAUCUUGAUUGGAUCGCUGGCGGUGGCGGAUCUCCUGGCCGGCCUCGGCCUCAUCUUGAACUUUGUCUUCACCUAUUUGGUCAGCUCGGUGGAGUUUGUGACGCUGUUGUCAGUCGGACUGCUCAUCUCGGCCUUCUCGGCGUCUGUCCUCAACAUCCUCGCCAUCACAGUGGACCGUUACCUGUCGCUGUACAACGCCCUGACCUACCACACUGAACGGACAGUCACCUUCACCUACGUGAUGGUGGUCUUCAUCUGGGUGUCGUGCCUCACGCUCGGCUUGCUGCCGGCACUCGGCUGGAACUGUCUGAGGGACGAGUCUACGUGCAGCAUCUGUCGGCCCGUCACCAAAAACAACGCCGUGGCGCUCGCCGUCACCUUCCUACUGGUCUUCGCCCUCAUGAUGCAGCUCUACCUGCAAAUCUGCAAGAUCGCCUUCCGCCACGCGCAGCAGAUUGCCGUGCAGCACCAGUUCGUGGCCAUCUCCACCACCAAAGGUGUCUCCACGCUGUCGGCCAUCCUGUGUGCCUUCGGGGCGUGCUGGCUGCCGUUUGCCAUGUACUCCAUUGUGGCUGACUACAACUACCCCGUAAUAUACACCUACGCCACGGUCCUCCCAGCCACCUGCUGCUCUGUGAUCAACCCCAUCAUCUAUGCGUUCCGAAACCCGGACAUCCAGAAGUCGCUGUGGAUGGCCUGUUGUGGGUGUGUCCCGUCCAACCUCUCCCUCAGACCCAGGACCUCCAGUGACGUGUAGCAGGGAAGGUUGGUUUCUGUUUGGCAUGAUGCUUGACGCCAAGUCAGGGUUGUCGGAGGGAGAGGACGAAACGGGGAACAAGAGAAGAGAAAGGUUGAAGGUUGGUGGUGGAGGAAGAAGAGAUUUCCUCUCAACUCCUCGUAUCAGGGCUGGUGGGCUGAUGGCGAACGCUCAGCUGGCCACGGUAAAAGUGGCACGGGCAGGUGAGGGAGAAGGGGGGGACAGUGCAUGGUCCAAAUAUAAAAAAAAGAAGAUAGAGCUAAUAAAGAUCAUGUCCUGUCUAAUGCUGGGAGGAAAUCACAUAGCGAUGGGGAUGGCGUGAAACCAACUGCAAAAACCUGAUUAAGGUAUCCCUCAUGGUGGUUGUGGGAGUUGCAGGGGGGGGGGUGUGUCAGGUGACUUUUUCCAACUGACCUCCUUUAGGGUGUGAGAAGUGAGGCCUACUUCUCAAGAGUAGCAUUAAUUUGAAGGCGGUAUUUAGGAGGAAUUGUCCUAAAUCUCCAUAGGACCCGAGUUUGGGAAGCACUGCAUGGUUAUGCAAUCAGAAGGAGUGAAACAGUCUUAAAAUACCGUAUUUGUUUUCACUGAUGUGUUUGAAAUUCAGUGGUGUUUGGAUAAAAAUACAAUGAGCUAAAUAUACACAAUGAAUGACCUUGAGUAUUCUCAAUGAGCUAAUUUUGCAGUCUUCUCCUGAUAGGAAUAAAAAUUAAAAAAAAAUCCCCCUGUGAAACAUACUUUAACAACUGUGUUGCCUUGAUCUGAUGCAGAUUAAGUAAUUACUGAGUUUAUAGACAGAGAGUGUAACAAUAAUUAACUCUACAGUAUGUGCUGAGAUUGAAAUCGUGAUCAUCGACAUAGUCUACCAAGCCCAUUAUGACUUUUCCCAAUGCCAACAGCACAAUCUGCAUUUUCUCAAAGGCAGACACACAUCUCAAUGCACAGCAUGCCGUGAGGAUAGAGGGGGAAAAAAAAUGUGUCAUAAUUCAGAGAGAAACAACACCUAAUCACAUACAAAAACAAAUCCAAAACAAAAUCAAAUCUAGUGGGCCCCUAAUGCAUAGAUAACCCCCGCUAGUUCGCUGAGCCUAGAGAGGGAGUCGGGUGUGAUGAAAUCAAAUCUGCUCCCUGUCGGAGAAAAACAGGUUUCUCAGCCAGCCGUUGCGCUGUGACUGUGAAGCAUAGAGAGCUGAAUUCAGCACCAAGGACAGCGCCACUGCAGAGCGCCGCUACUGUGGGAAUGCUCUCUGCUGCGGUGGGAGAGCACUGGAAAGUAGGCUAGGCUGUUCUCUUCACCAUCUUGAUAGAGAAUGUGAGAUUGGCUUUAAAGGACCAAUACAGCUUGAUUGGAGUACUCAUUUCCAACCCAUUCAGUGUUUAUUUGGACUGUUUUGUCAGGCAUAUAUGAUGAGUUAGAUGCAUGUUUUAAUCCUUUUUGCUCUAACUUUUAUUUGGCCUCAUUUAUUUUUUUGAAAAACUGCAUAUUCACUUCCAGUUUCUGCUUGUGAGACAGACAGGAACAAACUCUAAAAAGAGCAGGUAAUAGCAAGACAUCUGUCAAACCAUCUGUCAAACAGAACUCAGUGAAGUCUUUGUGAAAACCAAAAGAUGCUUUCACCAGCUAUCAUCUGUAAAAUAAAACCUUAAAGCUUCAUUUUACACAUUCAUGGCUUUAAUAUGCCGUAUUCUUACAUGGGAGUGACUAAAAAAGUACAAAACUAAAAUGAAGGCUAAGAAGACAACCAAAACACUGGAAAUCAUUCUAGAAAGUAAAAAAAGAGCAAUAGAAUACAGUAAACGACUCCAAUCAUGCUUGAAUUAUCCUUAAACAUUACUCGAGGUCCUACAGCGCAACGAUGACCUGUUUCUUUCCUCCAUCUUCCUCUCGCCUCUCCGGUAUCGCUGCAGUAGAAAUUAUGCAUGAGUAAAGCAAUGUAUGGCCCCGCGAGUGCCAGUAAAACAAACCUUCUUACACGGGCAAGGUGAAAGCAGCUGAUGUUUUUCAGAGAUCAAAUGGGACCUCGAUGUUUAUCUGCAUCCGCAUUACGCCGUUUAGGCCAUGCGCCUCUAAAUUUAGAGAUAGCAUUCUAACUCCAUUGCCCGAUUGAUUAUCCAUUAGCUAAAGCUGAGCGCAAUCCAUAUUGAAUAGGUCAUUUUUCAUCCAGUCAUUUGUUUGGCUACAGUGCAUCUAAGUUGAACUUGGAUAUUGCCAUAGUUCUGCAAAAAACUGCAUCUGUAAAAAACCUAUAUUGGAUGGCUUUUACAUUAACGUUACGGCAUAAAAAUAGCAUUUCCUAUGCUUAUACUCAGUCCCAGAGUCGGGAACUUAUUAUAUAUAUAUAGUGGAAGACAGAUAUGAGAGCAGAUGAUGGAUGAAAUCUAUACUAAAACUGUAAAACACAAGCAUCAUAUGGUCUAAAUUCCUCCAUUUUCACUUCCUUACUUGCAGCUUGUCAGCAGUAGCUGGAUAUUUGCUGCAUACACACCCACAAACACACACACACACACACUCAUGCCCCGCCUUGAAGAAGCAGCGCAGCUCUGCCCCGGGGCCCCUCUGAAGGCUCGGCGGGUUAAUGAGAAGCGAGAGAGGCGAGGUGACGUGGCGUGAAAUAGAAACGCCAGGCGAGACGCGCUUUAACACAACCUCAGGUCACGUCCACCACGCACCCAAUCAGGAUGAAGUUAUUUCCCACUGAAAGGGCAUCAUGUAAGUUAAAUCCAGCUAAUGUUAAUAACAUCUCUGUAAUAAUAGUGCCGGGAACUGGCCUAAUGUACAGGGGAUGUAGUGAAUGCUUCGAGGAUGAGCCAGAGAGGGGAUUUAUUGCCAACUUCCAUCUGCAUUUAAAUGAUAUACGGAGGUAGUUUUCACUCUCGUGUUCCUCUGCACAACCUCAGAAAGUGGCACCAUGACUAAGCUACUGGCAUGCUGCUAGUAUACGUGUGUGGGAGGUGUACUGGCUUUAGGAAAACAGUUCAUGGAAACUGUAUGGGCUUUAUAGUUUCAAACUCUAAAACAAAGACACUCGACUCAACAGCAGAAAAAAAAAACACAGGUUGUUUCUGUAUCGACAGGGAAUCACUUCCAAAUUUAACGCUUUCUACCAAAUAAACCACAACAAUAGAUGACAGCAAACAAUACACAGAAACUUUGAAAAUGGCGCACAGGAGAAGCAGGUAUUAAGAUCAUAAUUUUUUUUUUCCUAUAGUGUAAAUUAAAAACUAGAGUAGAAGUGUUUUUUUUUUUUUUUUCCUCGCAGCAGCAAACAAUCAGUUGUUUUUGCUGAAGUUGUUAGCAGAACAACAGCUACACCACUCUGUCUACAAUUUUGUCCAAAAAAAGGCAGAAUCUCUUGUGUUUUUUUUUGUUUUUGUUUUGUUUUGGCCUUAUUGGAACAAACACUCCUUCGCAAUAAUGUCCAAGUGUAUUUUGCUGUGUACAAAAAGCCACAAUCGAGAUGAGGAGAGAGAAAGAGAGAGAGGCGGUUGAGCUCCGAAUGAUUUGCAGGAUAAUUAAAAUAAGUAUUUCAAAGCAACAAAUAGCACGGUGUACUGUAUUUGAAAAGAAAUAUGGGCUGGAUGGCUGGGGGUUUUCCAAGAGGCCUUUCAGCAGUAGUGUAUCAUGGAAGUAGGACAAACCUAAAAAUGAAGUAAUGCUCCAUUUCCAUUUAUAGGCUGCGUUAUGCAGAUAGUGGACUUGUAAUAUUGUUACUUUUUCUCUCUAAAAUAAGCCUUAUUUUCUUCUAAACAGUCAUCGCAUUUGAAUAGCAGAAUAGUAAAUGUCUCAUUUUAGAAAAUCGUAAGUAAAAAGAAGAAAAAAACGGUUAUCUGAAGGUUAAGGGGUCACACCAGUGAAAUGGGUUGCCACAGUUUGACACAGAUCUCAUAGUUUGGUCCACCUCCCUCUCUCGCUCUCUCCUUUUGCUCAAUCACUGCAUUGACAGAACUGCCUAAUGGAAAACGACUUGCAUCAAUUACCAGGUGAAAUACUUUCAAUUACUCUGAAGCUGGAAGCAUGAGAUGGACAGAGUUUGGUCUUUUUGGUAAGCUUGGUGAGCUGCAGCAUCAAUGGGGGGGGGACCAGCAGUGCCGGGAAAAACCAAUCGAUCCCAGAGAGUUAAUUGAAUCCGUUUCACAUGGGAAUGUGAUGCAGAUCCAGUUGGCACACAGUUCUCCUGUAUGCACAAUGAUGUGUGAAACUUGCUUGGUCACCUGUGUUUGGAGAUGCUAGAUGGGACGCACAGAAUGACUGGAGGUACAUAGAUUGGCCCUUUAAAUGGUACGAUGAUGGAGGAUCUGCACUAGCAUGGCUAAUGGCUAAUGCUAACAAAACCAGAUGUGGCCUUCAAGCUUGCCCUCUGCUUUAUCUUCCUAUUAAAAACUAAUCAAACUGUGAUUAGAAUCAUGAGCCAGACUUGGAUUAAACACUAAAUAAUUUUUAUGGUAUGUUUGAGCCACAUAGUGUGGGUAUCGCCUAUCACCAGGACAAAUGUGAGGAAUUUUGUGUCACCAGCUUUCUAUAGUUUGGAAGUGUCUUGACUCCAGUUGAGGCCCUAUCAAACCAGGAUUUAAAAGCAGUGAAAAUUUGAGCUGAUUGAAUCCACUGAUCACGGCAAUUCCAUUUAAAUUAACUGAUUUUGUUGCAUUCAGUGGAUCCGCUCAUGGAGGUGACACACAUCCUCUCAAAGUUUCAUGUGAAAAUGGAGGAAGCUAUCGUAGCAUGCUAGCUGUCUUGCUUAUCCACUUUUAUUUUACCUCCACUUUCAGAGCAUAAGCUGCUCCACAACAGAGGAAUGAUUUGCAAACAGUCAUGAGACAAAGUCUCUCUCAAAUGGUACAAAUACAUCUUUCGAAUAAUAAAUGUGUGAAUUUACUGUCCUUUUAGUGACCAAGCUAACAAGCUGGCUAACUGACCAAAGCUAGCUAGCUCAGAGAGCUUUUAUCUCCCUUUAGUAAACCUUUAUUAAAUUAAAUGAUUUACAGUUGUGACAACAAAAUGACAAGAGGGACUAAACAGCUCAGUUCAGACAAAACAGAAAGAAGCUCAGGGAGCUAACCCACUAGCGCUAGCAUGAUUCUAGCUGGCUAGCGUUAGCAGUUAUCUUACAGCUACAGUAGUUCACAAAGAACUACAUAUUUUGUGACAACACACGAUUGAAGGUGGAUUUUUUUAUUUAUUGUUUAACUUUAAUCAGUGAAUAACAUCUGUUAGUUGAGAAAAAAGACCUCUAUGUAGCUAUUUCAUAACCUGCUGUGGAUAAACACUAAGAUAAAUGGAAUUAACUCUUUGAACAUUUUGGAAAUAGAAGGAUUUCACCUUUGCACUCCACUUUGUUGUCCUUUGGUACUAAUAAAAUGUCAGCUAUAUGGCAUUUCACCAGGGUAAAACAAACCCAGAAAGGUUAUUUGAUCCAAGUCUGGAGGGAAUCUCAAACUCCAAAGUAAAACCACAAAUCAGCUCUUAUACGAGCGGGCUGACCGAAAUAUUAAAUCCAGCAUCACUCAGCUGGAAGUAGAGCGACUGAACAGCUGAUAUGAAGUCCAGCGUCGACCACAGCAGCAUCACACAGCUGUAUUUUACACAUUGUCUCUGACGGUCCCAUCUGGCAUGUCCAUCUAGUGGUUGUUUUAAACAAUUAUUAAAAACAACUAAAGUGUUUUAACACUCAUCUGUGAAUAUGCCACUACUACACAGUCAACCAUUCCUGGGGCAGGAGUGGAGCGACCACUCACUGUGUGUGUAUGUGUGUGUGUGUGUGUGUGUCUGUGUCUCAAUGCGUGUGUGUGCUUGUGUUCUCCCCCCGGGAUCAUAGCCAAUUGUAAUGAACCAUAACUCAACCAACUCUCACUGUAAACACAAAACACACGCAGAAUGGUUUUGUCAGCCGCUAUACAGGACUAUAAUUCAAUUUAAAAAAAAAAAAAAAAUACUG